Messenger RNA from Penicillium antarcticum, 558 nucleotides. RefSeq lists its product as uncharacterized. Bases 1 to 558 code for a protein of 185 amino acids. The record is from RefSeq and is a predicted model, not a curated record. The transcript has a single exon. Lineage: Eukaryota; Fungi; Ascomycota; Eurotiomycetes; Eurotiales; Aspergillaceae.
AUGCCUGGAUUUGUUAUCCACGACGUGAUCCAAAGGGGUGAAACACCGCCGCCAGUAUCUAGUUCACUGCCGAAUUCACCACCUAAUACUGUUGAAAAGCUCCGAAAAUGCAGUACAAAGGUGUUCAAGCAUAUCCACAAUGAUACUUCUCUAUCUCCGAAGAUCAAAGAUGGUUUGAUUCGAAUUCUAGAGGGUGGUUUAACGCUUGCAGAGGUCGGCGCGCAAUUUGCCGCGGAUAAUGUACGGAUUUUACGCCGCAAAAAGCAAGCUGGGACCCAAAAGACGAAGCGUAGGCUUUCCAAUUUAGGCCCUAAGCUAGUUAAGGACUGCAAAAAGCAUAUUGCUGACCGCGUGGAUCGAGAGAGGCUACAGCAAUUCAAGCGUGAUAAAAAGUCUUGGCGUUUGGCCGCAAUUCAAAAAGCUAUUGAAGACGGCGAUACCGAGGCCACCGGGCAAAAUGAGGCUGAAAUUGAGGCUGGAAUGGAUGAAGAAUUAGGUCUUGAAUGGAUAGAUGGCCUUUUUUGUAUUGAUACUCAGGGUGAUCCUCUAUUUAAAUAG